UGCAAUGUAGCUUCUUUAUUCUUAAUUCAAACUCAAGUAAGUGAUAACCCAAAUUUUGAUGAUGUCAGCUAUGGUUACAAUAAUAUUGAUGGCUUCUUGAUGACUUCUAUAAAGAAUACAAAUGUCCUCAAAUCACGUGACAGUUCUGCGAAGCUAAUUCGUGAGCUAAAUGGUCACACCGGUUACGUUGGUUGCCUCCGGUUCAUCGACGAUCAGCAUUUACUAACUUCUUCUGGAGAUAAAACUUGUGCUUAUUGGGACGUGGAAAGUGCGAAAAUCUUAACAAGCUUCCGUGAUUAUGCAAACGACGUGACCGCAAUCGCCUUUUCCAAACAAGUUCUCAUCAUGUUUGUGUCUUCCUCCUCCGAUCAUGCUUUCACUGGAACUGUUCAGUACUUUGAAGGGCACCAACAAGAUGUCAGUGGCGUGGACUUUUUCCUUGGAAAUUUCUACGCAUUUGCGUCAUCCUCGGACGAUGGUUUGUGUCGCUUACAGGAUCUCCGGGCCAAUCAGGCUAUUGGUGUCUGCGGCAGUAGUAGUGUGGCUAUAUCGAAAUCCGGACGGUUACUAGUUGCUGGUUAUGAUGAUUUCAAUUGUCACGUAUGGGAUCUCCUCCGCGAGGAACGUGUGGGAAUUUUGUCCGCGCACAAGAAUCGUGUCUGUUGCGUGACUAUUUCUGAAAGUGGUGUUAGUGUGGCUACCGGUUCUUGGGACACGACCUGCUUAAUCUGA
Messenger RNA from Echinostoma caproni, 732 nucleotides. NCBI's taxonomy places the organism in Eukaryota, Metazoa, Platyhelminthes, Trematoda, Plagiorchiida, Echinostomatidae. The record is from the annotation of a GenBank genome assembly.